Molecule: messenger RNA, 300 nt
Organism: Protopolystoma xenopodis
Lineage: Eukaryota; Metazoa; Platyhelminthes; Monogenea; Polystomatidea; Polystomatidae
Source: the annotation of a GenBank genome assembly
UUGAACGUGUCCGCCUUCCCUUCCUUGUCCGACGCGCUCUUUAUAUUUUCUAAUUUUCCUCAACAUGUCCCCUUAAGAUUCGGGCCAAAAUAUCCGCGUAGUAGUACGCUGCAGAUGAAUGGAUUAAUGGAUGCAGGGGCAGCAGCAAUUGCUAAGUGUUUGCAUCCCGCAUGCGGACCUCAUGUGGCCAUUUACCAGUUGACGAUGAAGGUAGAGGAGGAGGAGGAGAACACCGAGAACAAAUUCGAGCUGAAGGACCUUUUGCUGCGUCACCAGGACUCGGAGAAAGCCGUCUCCUAG